AAUGGGAUUUGGGGCCAGCAGGAACCUCUUCCCUAAGGAUACCCUGAUGGACCUGCACGUUUACAUCUCGGAGCACGAGCACUUCACCGACUUCAACCUCAGCUCCGCCCUGUUCUGGGAGAAGCGGGACCUGGUCUACGGGGACUGGACCAGCGGCGAGAACGCGGACGGCUGCUACGAGCACUUCGGGGAGGUGGACAUCUCCCAGGUGCGGAAUUCCCGGAAUUCUGGGGGAUUUCGGGAAUUCCUGAGGGGGAUUGAGUUUGGAAUUCCUUAA
Molecule: messenger RNA, 277 nt
Organism: Cyanistes caeruleus (blue tit)
Lineage: Eukaryota; Metazoa; Chordata; Aves; Passeriformes; Paridae
Source: RefSeq, a predicted model, not a curated record